Messenger RNA from Camellia sinensis, 1266 nucleotides. Lineage: Eukaryota; Viridiplantae; Streptophyta; Magnoliopsida; Ericales; Theaceae. The record is from RefSeq and is a predicted model, not a curated record.
ACCCCAUACUAGAUAUUGGAGGGGGCGGGAGGGCGAGGCAUCACCAGGACACCGUAAAUACUCAUGCAAAAGCCAUGUGCAGAAGACUCUCUACACAGCUCCGCCGCUUUGCCUCCGCCGCCAACAUCCGCGGUCGCCUUUCCGGCUAUCCACUAUAUCCUUUUCUUGCUCCGUCACUUCCAAUUACGGUACAAAGGCAGCUGGAUCCUUUAACCACCAUGGGACAUACACAAGGACUUCAGACCCACUAAUAAGCUUGAGAGUUCUGGCCUUUCUUUGAAGGAUAUUGUAGAGCAGCUUUUAGCAUAGGAUGUCAAGGACAACGCGGUGAUUCUUUACAUGAAAGGGGUGCCUGAUCUUUCCCGAUGUGGAUUCAGCUCACUAGCAGUAAGAGUGUUGAAGGAAUAUAAUGUUCCUUUGAGUGCCAGAAACAUAUUGGAAGAUCCUGAACUUAAGAAUGCUGUCAAAGCAUACAGUCUCAUGGUCUAUCCUUCCCGCAACUGGCCCACAUUUCCACAAAUAUUUAUCAAGGGGGAGUUCAUUGGAGGAUCAGACAUCAUUCUCAACAUGCACCAGACUGGUGAGCUGAAGGAAAUGGUUAAAGAUAUUGCUGCCAACUAGGAGAGAUCGGAGUAACUCAUGAUUGUUGGCCAUGUAUAGUUACGUAAGAAUUUGGAGUUGUCUUUGAUGUUUUAAUUUCUUUUGAGGUAAUAUAAGCAUGUUAAAUUUAUGUCCGGUUAAAAGACCCUGCUUUAGUGGGAAGUUCAUGCAUUGAGUUGCUCCUUUUAAGUAUGUUAAAACUACGAAUAAUUGUUGACUUAAUCCAAUAAUGGUUUGCGCAAGUAUGGAUUCAAAAAUUGUUUAUGUAUAGCAUUACUCCAUGAAAAUUUACACACAAAAUUAUAUAUAUUACUGCAGUCCACCUUUUAUUUUGGUGUGUAGUACAAUGAAACAACUCAAGCUGGUACAAUAUUUAGCACAAUACACACAGCAGAACCAAAGGAAAAUACGUGUCUCGCUUCAAAUCUAAUAAUACAUGAUCACACUGCUGCUUCUUAUUUCUUCAAUUAAGAGGACUGCUAAAAUUCACGACUGACAGAGGAAGAAUCUAUCUAUCCACUAGUCGUCGCAAUUUCAGGGGUACUGACAUGCUCAACAAUGACCACAUGAUGAUAAUGUUCCUUGCUGUGACCUCCACGUUUGCCAUGGCAAUGGUGCCUUUUGCCAGGACUGCCACCACCGUGACCAUGAUGUAUCCCAUCAUGA